Corticium candelabrum is the source of this 1227-nucleotide messenger RNA. RefSeq names its product vitamin K-dependent protein C-like. Gene Ontology annotation, biological process: proteolysis. Gene Ontology annotation, molecular function: serine-type endopeptidase activity. NCBI's taxonomy places the organism in Eukaryota, Metazoa, Porifera, Homoscleromorpha, Homosclerophorida, Plakinidae. The transcript is spliced from 2 exons. The coding region runs from base 383 to 1072 and encodes 229 amino acids. The record is from RefSeq and is a predicted model, not a curated record.
AACCAACCAGGUGGCGUUACUUGGAUCUGCAGCAUGGUUCGAUUGCCAAGAGUUGUGCGAUCUUCCUUUUAGAUCUACUCAAUGGUACUUGAAUGGUCAACUUCUAGCCCACUUGGAUAGUAAAUCUAGAUUUGCAGUUUCAAUAAACGAACGAGGACUUUCCAUUACAAAACUAAAGUUAGAAGAUGCUGGUCAGUAUACAUGCAAGGUGUCCAGCGACAGGACUACUUACGAACGUCAUGGACAUCUGGAUGUCAUCGAUCCAAGCAACCAAUUUUCAGCAAUUUCUCAAUGUUCAUCUGAUUGUGGGAAAAGUUGUGCUAGAAAGCCAUUUGUUGCUGGAGGCGACACGACUAGUCCUGGUGAAUUCCCAUGGCAAGCAAUGCUCUGUUCUCCUCGGUUGGGACAACAUUGUGGAGGAGUUCUCAUUUCAGAGAGAUGUGUGCUAACAGCAGCACAUUGCUUAAAGUAUCAGAGCACUAAUAGAAAGACUAUCACAGUUUGCUUGGGCAAACAUUGUGGCAAUUGCUCCGAAUCUGAUUCUUUAUCCAAUUCCGUUUGUUUCAAUUCUUCGUCGAUAAUCAUACAUCCAAAUUUUAAUCAAACUUCUUUCGAUCAUGACAUCGCAGUUUUGAAACUUGCUCGCCCGGUUAAUUGCAAUUGUCGAGCGAUCAUGCCAGUGUGUCUACCAGACAAGGCAAGAGAUUCGUCAUACAUCCGAGCUCAACAAAACGGCAUCGUCACUGGAUGGGGUCGCGUCAAUUCGACAGUCAGUAGAUCUAGAUGUUUACGUAAAGGCGACGUCAGGUUAAAAUCUCGCCGUCUUUGUCAAAUAAAGCAUCAAGGUUACCAAAUAACUGAACACAUGCUGUGUGCUACUGAUUACAACGGUGCCUGUGAAGGAGACAGUGGCGGACCUCUGGUGGUAAAGAACAGAAAGUUUAGAGGUCGCUAUGUGUUGGCAGGAGUUGUGAGUUGGGGAAUCGGUUGUGGCGAAAAGACAAAGUUUGGAGUCUACACAGAUGUGAUCAGUCAUCUUGACUGGAUCAAGUCUACUUGUGGCAUCAACUGAUAUAUUGCAGUGUAUAGAGAUUUUCUCCAUACCAAGGAAGACAAAGACAUUUUGAUAUUUCUUUCCGCUUGUUGCACGUUUGCAUUCGACUGUUUAGACGUAGAAAAUGUUACUGAAUCGUCAAAACAAGAAUAUAGCAAAGUAUUCGCAAAGCA